Parasteatoda tepidariorum (common house spider) is the source of this 3243-nucleotide messenger RNA. RefSeq names its product cAMP and cAMP-inhibited cGMP 3',5'-cyclic phosphodiesterase 10A-like. Gene Ontology annotation, biological process: signal transduction. The record is from RefSeq and is a predicted model, not a curated record. Gene Ontology annotation, molecular function: 3',5'-cyclic-nucleotide phosphodiesterase activity. NCBI's taxonomy places the organism in Eukaryota, Metazoa, Arthropoda, Arachnida, Araneae, Theridiidae.
UUUUGAAAACAAGGGACAAAUAUUUCAAAAUUAUAGAAGCUAAAAAAUAAAUAGAUUUUUCUUGUAGCAUAUUUUGUUUAAAAAAUGACCUCAUUUCAUUCGAGGAUUUUAUAAAAUUUAUCAUUGAGUGAUAUUGAAGUUGAAUUAACGUGUAAAGGUAUGUAAGUAAAAAUGUGUUGAAAUCGUUUUUAAAGACAUCUAAAGGUUUAUAGAUUUAAUUAUAGACAAGAUAUUUAAAGAUAUUUCUAAAAGUAUGUACUCUCGUUAAUAUCCUGAAUACCAUUUCUUACAAUAAAUGUCGAAUGAAAGAUAAUUAACGAUUAAUAUCAAAUUUACGCUUAGUAUCAACGGUAAUCAUCAAAUACGAUAACUAUCGUAUAAUCCUAUGACCGGAACAGCCUGGGUGGAACGGCCAGAUUAGAACGGUGGAAUUAGGCCCAUGUCCAAGGGCGUGAGUUCGAUCCCAGCCGGCCGAAGAUUCCCCGUGUAGUAAAUGGUGACUGGUGCACGUUUAAAUUUGUCGGCUCACAAAGUCUUCCAAGUUCCCAUAACAAAUCAAUACCUCUUUGGGCACUGAAUUGGAGAUUGAUCAAUCUGUGGAUGAAGGAAUGGAACGAUCUGUGGAUAAUUACGAUCUCUGAAUGAAUGAAUGGAUGUAUGAAUGAGUCCACCCUUUAAAUGGGCGUGACGAAUGGUGUGGCAGAAGUCGAAUUCUUGGCCAUAGAUGGCUCCAUUGGAAAACAAGAACCAUCACACCACCUCUGCCUUAAUGGCAGACGACGACGACAACAACAACAUCGUAUAACCCAGGAAACAUAAGGAUUCCAUCUUAGAAUGUAAUAUUCUUUCCUUGAGGUCAAAAGUUAUUAAACUGUUAUAUCGCGUUAUUCUGUUCUAGGCACAUUAUUCCGUUCUGAUCAAAGCUUAAAUUUACAUGCAAUUCAAAUGCCAUGAUGUGAACUUUUUACUCAGUUAUACGCAGUUCACGGUGCUCUCUCUCUCUCUCUCUCUCAACUUCCUUUUACUGAUAUCAUUUACUGUGUAUCUGACGCUUACAUUCAUGUCUAUUUUUAAUUUGGACAACCUUUAUAUGAAAAUAAUCAAAAUAAGAGGAUUGAAUUUUAAGUGCCAGCGUUAUAAUUCAGAAAUGACUUAGGUUUUCUAUUUUUGUGUAUGCUUUAAAUUGAAAUAAAUACUUUUUCUCUAUUUAGUGGGCUGGCAAAAGUGAAUAUUAUUGAGAGCAAAAUAUCAACACUUAUUUUUCUUGUAUACAUUUCAUUUCAAAACAAAAACUAAGCAAAGUUGUUCUUUUGCUUACACUUAAGCGAUUGAUAUUAAACUCGUUAUUUAAAUGGGAAAUUCAGAAAGUGGUUUUCGUGAGCCUCCGAAAGAAUACCUUCGUGAGAUAAGAAGAGAAACGAACAUACGCCUCAGGGAAUUCGUCACCUCUAAAAGAAGACACAGUUCAAUAAGAAUCCUGAAAAGAGAUGAACCGUCAACAGAGGUAAGAGGAUUGACUAAAGAGACAGUUAAAAAAUUUAUCAUCAGCCACCCCGAUUUUCUUGAUGAUUUCGUAAAUUCUCAUGUAUCACAAAACAGAAUUAGAGCUUGGCUCAAAUUAUCUGUAAGCACCAUAACAAAACCAGGUGAUGAGCCAGUUGAUUCUAACAGUAACGAAGAAUUUGCAACUGAAAUCGUGGAGCGAAACUUUAGGCAAAGGAAAGUCUUGAUCUUGACACGAAACCACCUCUCAUACCCCUUCCGAUUUCGCUUGGAAGAAUUAAGAAGCUUGAUUGACCGUCCUAUCACCCAGGAAAUAAACAGCUACCCCGAAAUAAAUAGCUACCUCUUCCCCUAUACAGAAAUCAGCACCGAUGACAUAAAUCGUGUGUUUAUUAACAUGGCUAUCCAGCUAUUCGGACCGCAUGGCUUUCCAUUGACGGAAUUGUGCUAUUUCCUAUCAACCCUGAAAGUCAAUUACUUCGAUGUGGAGUACCACAAUUAUAGUCAUGCCUUGAGUCAUGCUCAAUCUAUGUUCUGGAUGCUGAAGAGGAACCCGGGUGUGUUCACCGAGGUUGAAAUGAAGGGACUCAUGAUCGCAAGUAUUGCUCACGAUGUGGGACAUUUUGGUGUAAACGAAAGGUAUAUAAAAGAAGUGGGGAAUGGUUUAGAAAGAAUGUACCACAGUCCGAUUCUGGAACAUCACCACACACAAGUAUGCUUUUUAAUUCUUGCAGAUAUCAACUGCAAUGUGUUCUCUGAUUUAAAUGCUCAAGAUUACAAAUUGGUCCUCCGAUGUAUCCGGCAUGCCAUCAGAUCAACUGAAGUGAGUAGGUAUAAGAUGCAAAUGCACACGUUGCACCAACUUCUUAAUCCGAAUUUCGAUUUUGAGAAUCAGGAAGUGAAGAGUGCAGUGAUAUCCCUCAUGAUGAUGGCUUGUGAUUUAUGUGCAUCGUGGAAGCGUUGGCCAGAACACAAAAAUAUAGUUUGGAGUCUUUACAGAGAGUUUUUCAGACAGGGGGAUAAAGAGAUGCUUCUAGAUGUAGACUCGCCACCAGAGAUCGUGCGAAUGAAUGCUGAAAGCAUUCCGCAAUUCCAGCUUGCUUUCAUGAAAAAUAUAGUUCUACCCGUCUUUAAACUAGUUGAAGAAGUAUUUCCGAAUUGUAGAUCAAUACUUAAAGAAACUAUCAAAAACUAUAAUCUUUGGAAAACAUAUCAUACCAGUCGAUCUAUUAUGUAACAAUGGCGUUCUAACGAAAUCCAAACUAUAUAAGGGUUAACCAAAUGCAGUGAACACCCAAAUGAAAGGUGAACACUCUUGAUUCCAUCAGAAACACAACGGCAAGCCCAACACAACCUCCAUUAUUAUAAAUUAAGGAUAAAGAAAUGCCCCCGGCAUUUCCAAAUAACUGAUUAAACGAUUCGCGGGUGAGCAUUUAAAGAGAAUGCAAAAUUGUGCAUAAAUAGAUGCCCCCACAACUGAAAAGCGCGAUUUUUGAAGGUGAUCAUAAUGUAGACAUUUGUCGUCAAAUGUUUGCUGUUUAUGGCAAAAGCAUUGUCUAGAAUAAAUGGUUCUGAACAAAUUUUGUAAAAAAGUUUUCAUAAAGUAGUUAAUCAAUGUCGGAUCUGACAAGAUUCAAGGACAGCAAACAUCGUGAUCUCCAAUGAAUCAAUUGUUGCUCUUGUUGAUAAAUGAUAUGGGGUAAUAGAAAGGAAAUAAAACUAUUUUAUCUGUUGUGCUUA